Salvia miltiorrhiza (redroot sage) is the source of this 1756-nucleotide messenger RNA. RefSeq names its product probable methyltransferase At1g29790. The record is from RefSeq and is a predicted model, not a curated record. Gene Ontology annotation, molecular function: methyltransferase activity. The coding region runs from base 159 to 1406 and encodes 415 amino acids. The transcript has a single exon. Lineage: Eukaryota; Viridiplantae; Streptophyta; Magnoliopsida; Lamiales; Lamiaceae.
AGGACAUUAUUUAAAAUGUAAUGUCAUAAUCUACGUUGUUUAAUAUCUCCUUCUCCACUUGCUCACCAGUACCCAUCUUUACAGUUCUCUCACUUCACUGCUGCUGCUGCCGCCGCUCACUCUCUCUCUCUCCCCUUCAGGAUUUACUGCGAAAAAGAAUGGGUUCAGUUUCUCUGAAAAUAGGAGACGGAACGGCAAGAUUCAAGAGGGCGUCAGUUUGCUCUUCAGCAGUAAAUCUUCUCAUGCUUUUCUCAGUCAUCACCACAAAUCUAUUCGCUCUGUACGCCUUCACAUACCACCCCACAUCUCUUCACCAUCACCACUACCCGAAGAAUAUUUCUUUGAUCUCAGAGGAAGUGAGCUUAAUUCUCAGAGAGAUCGAAUCUUCGCAAAAGAAGCUGGCCCAGAUGGAGAAAGAUCUCUUGGGCUACGAAAGCAUCGAUCUUUCGAAACCCAACAUCGCGAAUGAGCUCAAAGAGUUUCUCAACCGCCAUCAGCUGCCAUUAGGGAAAGAUUCGAGAACUGGGAUCACCGAAAUGGUGGCAUCUGUGGGCCAUUCUUGCGAGAAAUCUACGGAUUUGCUGUCUGAAUUCAUGGGCUACAAAGUCAAUGGGCUCUGCCCCGACGACUGGAGUCUUGGUCAGAAGCUGAUUCUACAAGGGUGCGAGCCGUUGCCGAGGAGGAGAUGCUUCGCUAAGACAAUUCCUAAGGUGGGUUUGCAGCCGUUUCCUUUUUCUCUUUGGAAUAAUGUUAGUGAGAAGAUUUAUAGUUGGAGUGGUCUAGGAUGCAAGAAUCUUGCUUGUCUGAAUAGUAAGAAAUUGAACAGGGAUUGUGCUGGUUGUUUUGAUAUAACUCAUGGUUAUGAGACACAGAGAUAUGUUAAGGCUAGAAGCAAGAACGAUUUCCUCAUUGAUGAUGUGUUGGCUAUGAGUAGUGGUGGGGUUAGGAUCAGUUUUGAUCUUGGUGGUGGCUCUGGGACGUUUGCUGCUAGAAUGGCUGAGAGGAAUCUGACUGUGGUGACUGCCACAUUAAACUUGGAUGCCCCUUUUAGUGAGUUCAUUGCUGCUAGGGGGCUUUUCCCUUUGUAUUUUAGCUUGGACUAUAGGUUCCCAUUUUAUGACAAUGUGUUUGAUUUAGUUCAUGUAGCUAAUGGAUUGGAUGUGGGGGGUCGGCCCGAGAAGCUGGAGUUCUUGAUGUUUGAUAUUGAUCGUGUGCUGAGGGCGGGCGGGCUGUUUUGGUUAGACAACUAUUAUUGUUCCACUGAUGAUAAGAGAAGGGCUCUCACGCGGUUGAUUGAACGAUUUGGUUAUAAGAAGGUGAAGUGGGUUGUGGGGGAGAAGAUCAAUGGUGCAGGAAACUCUGAAGUUUACUUGUCAGCUGUGCUGCAGAAACCAGUGAGAUCAUAGGAGCUAGUGAGCUUUGAGAGUAGAUUUGCACUCUAUAGUAAUCCAAUUAUAAAUGAUUUCUUGAAGAUGUCAAAUAAGUGAAGAGGAAUGGCUGAUCACACCGUGUUGAUGUUUGCAACUGCUUUUUCUUCUGUAAGUCGUAUAGGGUUUUCCUAGGUAAUAUUUGCAUCAGCCGCAAGGUAAUAGAUAGACAUUUGAUGGAACUUUGUGAUUCAAAUUUUUAUUUGAUGCAGCUAGCAACUUGAAUUGUUGGCAAUGAGCUCAUAAAUCUGUAUGCAUAAGUCUUGAUUUGGAACUGGAGAAAUGUCUCAUAUUUAACAGAUUUAUAUAUAUAUCCUCUUUGAAGAGUA